Argiope bruennichi is the source of this 755-nucleotide messenger RNA. RefSeq lists its product as uncharacterized. Lineage: Eukaryota; Metazoa; Arthropoda; Arachnida; Araneae; Araneidae. The record is from RefSeq and is a predicted model, not a curated record. Bases 91 to 639 code for a protein of 182 amino acids. The transcript is spliced from 5 exons.
GAGAUAGAGACUUUUCUCUUUCAUAUAAAAAAGCGCGUAUUGAAAUAUAAUAAAUUUUUACGUUUCAGGCUUUCGGUCUUUAAAGUAAUCAUGAAAUUGUUUCUGUUUGCAAUCCUAGCAAUAACUCUGCACCAGGGUUUUGCAGGAACGAUUAAGGAUUCUGCAGAAGCAAUAGACCUGAAAGAAAUUGAUUCAGUUUUGGAUCUGUCACAGGAUCCUCAAUAUGAUUCAAGGCUCCCUUUCAGUUGCGAAUGCGAUAACAUUUCCAGAUGUAUGUGCUGCGGUCACUUGGAUAUACCUAGACUGAACCUGGAUAGAGAAGCUUGUGUCCGACUCUCUUACAAUGGAGACAAAACAGCUUUAACAGUCACAUUCAUCAUCAACGACAAAGUUAUUUUCAGCAGAACAGUUUCAGCCCACAACCCUCCACGAAUGUGCUUUUCCUAUCCUCCUGGUAACAUCAUUGCCGAUCUCUGCUUCAAAUUUCAUAAGGUCCAAGUUAAGCUGAACAAAUUACAUUCUUGUUUGGAUCUUAGCCCGAGGAUUAUGAUGAAAGAUUUGAUGACCUUCAAGAUCGGAUGUUUCCAAUUUGGAGGAAAUGAUGAAAAGAAGGAGCAAUUCCUCGUUGAGAAGGUGUGAAAUGAUAAAAAAGAAUCUAAAAGCAACAAUUAACUCUGUUGGGAAAAUCGUAGAACUAAAACUGUAUAUUUGUAGGAAUAAAAGUACGAAAAUAUAUAAAAAUCUCAUGACUUUUA